Molecule: messenger RNA, 2516 nt
Organism: Schistocerca americana (American grasshopper)
Lineage: Eukaryota; Metazoa; Arthropoda; Insecta; Orthoptera; Acrididae
Gene: G6P
Product: glucose-6-phosphatase 3
Exons: 7
Coding region: 125-1123 (332 amino acids)
Biological process (GO): gluconeogenesis; glucose 6-phosphate metabolic process
Cellular component (GO): membrane
Molecular function (GO): glucose-6-phosphatase activity
Source: RefSeq, a predicted model, not a curated record
UUUGCGAAAAGUUGUGUGUCGUCUGAAGUGAGCGAUGUAUGUUUGUUUUUACUGUCAGUACGAUUUGAUGUGUUGACAAGUUAUUUUAAAUAUUCGUAAUUUUUCUGUGUCGUCACAAUAAAACAUGUUGCACGGACUUUACGAGGUCGGAGCAGCAUAUAUUUCGAGCUUACAAAAUGGGUUGAAGCCACUGGAAAACAUAUUACUGAAAAUUUCAUCAGCAUCCGAUCCAGCAACAGUUGUAUCAACUGUUUUCCCCCUUGUUGUUGCAUUUGACCCACAACUAUCGGCUGAAGUUCUAAUUGUGUCAACAACUGCAGAAUGGUUAAAUACCCUGUUAAAGUGGCUGUUUAUGGAGCAUCGCCCAUAUUGGUGGGUGCGGGAACAGCAGUCGCACAUAAUGCUGCAACAAACACACAUGACCUGCGAAACUGGCCCAGGUUCCCCCUCAGGACAUGUCAUGGGCACUACAGCUGUGCUGUAUAUCUUCCUGUGUUGGUUUAUUAAUACUGUACUGUUGCCAAGUACAGGAAAAAGUGCUGUAAGGAAAAUGCUGCUGAUAAUUCUCUCAUUGACUGCCUUUAUGGGGACUGUUGCAUUGGUUGCAGUAUCAAGAAUGUACAUAGCUGCUCAUUUUCCACACCAGUGUAUUCUAGGCUUUAUAUGUGGUGUAGCUGUUAGCUGGCUGGUAAAAAAACUGAAUUGGUGGAGGACAGCAGGCAGGCUUAAAUUAACGAUUGCUGCUGCUUGUCUUACGGCAGUUUCUGUUGUUUCUUAUUGGCUACAGAAAAUUGCAGGUGUGGACCCUCAAUGGUCUGUUUAUCUUGCUCUGAAGUGGUGCUUCCAUGAGGAAAAUGUUAACAUAACAACCACACCUCUAUUUUCUCUUGUCAGAGUGGCUGGCACUACAUUUGGGGUAGCUCUAUCUGCACCAGUUUUUAGAUUAAGAAAGAGCCAAAGACCAGUGAAAGCAUUUCUGGCAUCAUAUGUUGCUGCUCUGUUGAUUGCAGGUGCCUCUGAAACUGUUACAACAUCUAAUGUGUUUAUAUUUUACCCACUACAGUUUCUUCUGUUUACGCUUCAACCAUGGUUGCUGUUUAAAAUAAUACCAGAGGUGAUGUGAAGUUGAAGCUUUGGUUAUUGUUGCUGUUGCUUAUAUGAAGUAACCUAAUGUGUUGAAACAACUGAAAAUCAUUUGGAUUGCUGAGAUGCAGAAAUACCAUGAAGAUUGUUAGAGACUGCUUCCAUAUACAUAUUUGUUUCCAAGACAAAGGCAUAUUAGUUUAUGUCAACAUGUUGUAUAAAUGUGAGCCUCAGAAUUCAUUCAAUUGUUGUAUUUGCUGUUCGUGUAUUUAUAGGGUAUUGCAUCUGUAUAAAUAUAAUAUAGAAUAAUUUCAAGUUACAUAAUAUUGAAAGUUGAAACAUGCACUUAUUGUAUGCACUAAAUCCACAGAGUGCAAUCAUUGCAUAAUUAUGAUCAUUAAUUUGUGAAUGUUUUGCAUUAGUUGUACAUUUUUGAUAAUAUUGUUUCUGUUUGAUUUUGCCAUAAGGUUUGGUUGAUCUGUGUGACUUAAUGUGUGAAAAAUAUGUGCUACUUAUCAGAUGAUAAUGUGACUUUGGGGCAAAACUCGUGUCAAAUUUUUGAGUUGAAAUGUUUUAUUCUGUGAUGUAGUUGUCAGAUCCUAUAGUUGUAAAGUCAAGGUUUAAAACUGUUUAAUGUCUCUCUUGUUUCAUCCUUCAGUGACUAUUCUGCUGAAAUUUUAUCACUCAUGAUAUCUUGGUACUUAACCUCAAAUUUUCUGUGUAGAGUGACUUAAUUGGAGACAUGACAUACAGUUUCAAUAUGAUGAACCAAACAGAUCACUGUUUCAUUUGUCAAUCUGCUUCUCUGUGUGUGUGUGUGUGUGUGUGUGUGUGUGUGUGUGUGUGUGUUUGUUUUUCUUUCCAUUUUUUACCUGAUAUCUCCCCAUGUGAAAUUAUAAACACUACUAAACGUAACCAGUCAUUUAUUAUAACUAAACACAGAACCCUAUAGUAAAUUCAGAAUAAAAAAUACAGUAAUUGGGUUACUUUGUGUGGCUGAUUGUAUCUGUGUAGUGCAUAAAGAGUCAAAUGUAAAUAUGUAGCCUUUAUUGUCAGUAAUUUAUUUAUUUAUUUACUUCUUCCAGCACACAUUGUGGUAUAGACCAGAACCCUUGUCCCAGAUAUCUGUUUUACAGUAAUUUUCCACUUGAACAGCUUUACCUGUGUGCAUGAUCAGUAUUCUUGGGAUAAAAUAUUCAGGGUAUUCAGAAAUUCCCAUUACAGACUUCUAGGACUUAUAGAGAGAAUGAGUAUCUAACAUUUCGAAUAAGAACCCAUGUGUGGACAUGUCAUCCAGCCAUCCUACAGAGCAUCAAAGUUAUAGGCACCAGCACCUGUAAAUGUAUGUAUAUACAGAAUGAUUCUGUGAUGAUGUUACAAACUUUAUAGGAUGACAGAGAAGGCUAAAUGUGUUGAGGUAUUGGUCGCUGUAU